CCGGAAGUGAUAUUUUGCAACAAACUAAAGAUAUUGAAUGCAAUUUUGGUAAGUAUGUUAAUUCAACAAAAGGUAAGAGGAAACGAGGCGUACAUGAAAAGUUGCAACCAUGGAAGAAAAGGAGUAUAUUCUUUACAUUGCCUUAUUGGGAACAUCUUCUUAUCCGUCAUAAUCUUGAUGUCAUGCACGUGGAAAAGAAUGUAAGUGACAAUAUUCUUGGUACAUUGUUGAAUCUUGAUGGUAAAACUAAAGAUAAUUUGAAGGCACGAUGUGAUCUACAAGACAUCGGUAUACGACAUGAACUUCACCCUCAAAGUGUUGAUUCAAAUAAGAUAUAUCUACCACCAGCUUGUUUCGUUAUGUCUCUGAAAGAUAGGGAUGAGUUCUUAAAAGUUUUAAAGAAUGUAAAAGUACCAGAUGGUUACUCAUCAAACAUAUCACGAUGUAUUCAACUCAAGCAGCAUAAGAUUACAGGAUUGAAAAGCCAUGAUUCUCAUAUUCUGAUGCAACAGCUACUUGUCGUAGCAUUGCGUGGUGCUUUGCCGAAGGUAGUAGUUGCACCUUUAAUUGAUUUAUGUUGUAUUUUUCGCGAGCUAUGUUCUAAAACCUUGAAUGUACAAGAGCUUGAGCGUCUAGAAUCUCGAAGUGUGGAGACAUUAUGCCAUCUUGAAAGAAUCUUCCCCCCAUCAUUUUUUACGAUUAUUGUCCAUUUGGUAACUCACUUGGCUACGGAAGCAAAAAUCGCAGGACCGGUUCAAUACCGUUGGAUGUAUCCAAUUGAGAGGUUUCUUUUUGAUCUCAAGUCUGAUGUACGUAAUAAAGCCCAUCCGGAGGGCUCAAUAGCUGAGGGAUAUUUAGUAGAGGAGUGUAUGACGUUUUGUUCGAGAUAUUUAGAUUCUGUCGAAACCAUAUUCAAUCGACCUGCAAGAAAUAUUGACGGUUCAAUUGGGGCAACAUCACACAUUCAUCUUGAUCAAAAAACAUGGAUGCAAGCACAUAGAUAUGUACUAUUUAAUAGUAAUGAAAUAAAUCCUUUUCGAAGUAUUCAUAAGGAUAUAAUAAAAAGACAAAAGCGUGGAACCCGCCCAAGUGAAGCUGUUAUAAAUAAAAUUCAUAUGGAGAACUUUGUUGAUUGGUUUCAAUCGUAUGCUUUACAAUAUGGUAGGUUAUGAAUUCCGAUGGUGGAAAGGAUGACCGGUUCACGGAGAAGAUAAAAUGGUUGGCUCAUGGCCCAAACAAUUUGUGUAGAAGCUUUCGGGGAUAUAUUAUAAAUGGCACCAAAUUUCGCACCAAAAAUUAUGAAAGUAAUAUGAAGACUCAAAAUAGUGGAGUUUCAGUGGAAACUGAAGGAGGCUUAACUUACUAUGGUAUUUUAAGCGAUAUAAUUGAGUUGAACUAUUAUGAUAAAUUGCGAUUUAUUUUAUUCAAGUGCGACUGGGCUGAUGUUACAUCAAAUAAGGGGCACAAGAUAGAUGAAUUUGGAUUAGUUCUCGUAAAUUUUUCAUACUUGAUCCAUACAGGCGCAAAAUCGAAUGAUGAACCUUUUAUUUUGGCAUCUCAGGCAAGGCAAGUAUACUAUAUAGAAGAUCAAAGAAACAAAGAUUGGCUUACUGUUGUAAAAGCUAAGCCUAGGGAUGUGUUUGAUAUUGGUAGUCAUGAAACUUGUGAAGAUAAUGAGAAUAGUCAUUGUGAUAAUCUACCAUAUAAUAUCGAUAUAACAAGUAUGCUGGAAAGCUUGAAUGAAAAUCUAGACUGGACUAGAGAUGAUGCGGAUGGAACCACAAUUAGUGAAGCACCUUCUCAUGAAAACCUACCGUUAGAAGAGGAGUAUAGCAACAACUCCGAGUCAGAUGGUGAUAUGGAAAAUACGUGCCAUUCUAGCUAAACUUUUUAUGAUAUAAGGCGCUUAUAUAAGUUCAACGACUUCUACUUCGACAAGGAGGAAGAGUUCGUCAUCCGAUUGCAGAUAUGGCAAAGAGAAAGCUCAAGUAUGCUCUGUUGAGGAUGAUCUAGGGCAGCCUAGAGAGGAACCACCACACAACAUCCUACACAGCCUCAAGUAUCCUUAUCAU
Molecule: messenger RNA, 2072 nt
Organism: Ananas comosus (pineapple)
Lineage: Eukaryota; Viridiplantae; Streptophyta; Magnoliopsida; Poales; Bromeliaceae
Exons: 6
Coding region: 183-1172 (329 amino acids)
Source: RefSeq, a predicted model, not a curated record